Messenger RNA from Seminavis robusta, 312 nucleotides. The record is from the annotation of a GenBank genome assembly. NCBI's taxonomy places the organism in Eukaryota, Bacillariophyta, Bacillariophyceae, Naviculales, Naviculaceae.
AUGCUGGCUCGCACUUCUGCGCCGCUAUUAGUAGCCUCGGGAAUUCACAUGCUCCUCGGACCCUCGAAGGGAUCGUCCACACUCGCGCUCGCCUCCUCCCAGUUCCCUCACCGCCGUAAACAAGAUUUCAGCAGAACCAAAACACAGUCCCUUAUUGACAAUUUCAUAUGGCGCAGCCCACGUAUGUGCACAUUUUUGCUGCAUGCAAUCUUGAAAGCCCUCGUCACAUGUCUUUCUAGAAGCAGCACAUGCAUCGUAGCAGGUGUCAUGAUCGGUGCAGCAAGUGCCAAUGUCUACGCUGAUAAAGGAUGA